AUGUCUGGCAGAGGGAAAGGUGGCAAAGGACUGGGUAAAGGCAGAGCAAAGCUGCACUGCAAAGUGCUUCGUGAUAAUAUCCAGGGCAUCACCAAACCAGCAAUCCGCUGCCUGGCUCGCCGUGGCGGUGUCAAGCAGAUCUUGGGUUUGAUCUAUGAAGAGACUCACAGGGUUUUCCUGGAGAAUGUGAUCAGGGGUGUGGUCACCUACACUGAACACGCCAAGUGCAAGAUGGUCACGGCCUUGGAUGUGGUGCACACUCUGAAACGGCAGGGCUGCACUCUCUGUGGAUUCAGCGGCUAA
Molecule: messenger RNA, 303 nt
Organism: Carcharodon carcharias (great white shark)
Lineage: Eukaryota; Metazoa; Chordata; Chondrichthyes; Lamniformes; Lamnidae
Product: histone H4-like
Exons: 1
Coding region: 1-303 (100 amino acids)
Biological process (GO): nucleosome assembly
Molecular function (GO): protein heterodimerization activity; structural constituent of chromatin; DNA binding
Source: RefSeq, a predicted model, not a curated record